Penicillium roqueforti is the source of this 2379-nucleotide messenger RNA. RefSeq lists its product as uncharacterized. Gene Ontology annotation, cellular component: mitochondrial inner membrane. Gene Ontology annotation, molecular function: RNA binding. The record is from RefSeq and is a predicted model, not a curated record. The transcript is spliced from 3 exons. The coding region runs from base 1 to 2379 and encodes 792 amino acids. NCBI's taxonomy places the organism in Eukaryota, Fungi, Ascomycota, Eurotiomycetes, Eurotiales, Aspergillaceae.
AUGAUACGAUGCACAUCUUCUAUCAGGUCAGGACAUAUUACAGUAGGACAAAACGAAGGGAUUAUCUAUGUCAAUAAUAUAUUUCCGCACCGACUACAAUGGCUGCUGAGGGGACCCCUCAGCCAUAUUCAGCCUCUCGAGGGACUUUUGGCACGAGUCAACAACCCAGAACUAGCGGCAGCCGACCCGACUCGUAUUGUUCAUCGAGUUUUGCCCACAAAUUUAAAUCUGGAGAUCAAAGAGGUCGUGACGAGGUACAAAGAGGGAGGCGCAUUCGUGAAGUAUGCACUUAAGUCGGACAUCAGCCACGAAAGUAUCGAAAAUGCAAUCAAAGAGCAUUUGAAAACCAAUCCAGUUAAGCCCUGGUUCAAUCCGUUCCUGAAAGUCGAUGCAGACCUUGUUCGCGGAACGCCUUGGAUCGAAGAUCUCUAUCGAAUCCCAAGCCAGACCCUAAAGGUGGAGUUCUUACCAACGUCGCCAGAUAAAUCAGCGGCCGAAUUGACCCAAGAGUCUUUAUACUCAUUGUUCCGACCUUACGGCAAAAUUCUGGACAUCCAAACACAGCCCUCAGAUUCGAAAGUCCUACCACGAUAUGCAAUUCUGCGAUUCGAGCGCCCUAGGUACGCCGUGAUGGCAAGAAACUGCAUGCACGGAUUUAUUGUUUCCGAAGAAGCAGGAGGUGGCAAGUCCGGUACGAGGUUCAAGAUCAACUACGAGCGCAAGAUCAAGCUGUUUAUGAUCAGGGAUUGGAUUUUGAACCAUCCGAGACUAGUGAUCCCUGCUAUAGCUGCUCUGUUGGCUACUAUCACGGUCAUCAUCUUCGAUCCAAUUCGCACGUUCUUCAUCACUCUCAAAAUCAAGUCGUCGUUCCAGAGUGAAGAGAACCCAGUGCUACAGUGGGUUCGCAAACAAGCCAGCAAAGCGAGCCUGUUCUCAUUUGGGAAGCGAAAGUCAGACCCGCGAGGUCUAGCAGCUAUCUGGGAAGACCGACAAACAGAGAUUGCGCAACUGCAAGCCUGGCUAACGGAGACCGCGGAGACCUUUAUUGUUAUCCAUGGUCCUCGUGGCUCAGGGAAACGCGAGUUGGUUUUGGAACAAGCCCUGAAAGAGCACAAGUAUAAAGUCAUCAUUGACUGCAAGCAAAUUCAAGAUGCUCGGGGUGAUACAACUAAGAUUUCACGAGCAGCCGCUCAGGUCGGCUACCGACCGAUCUUCUCUUGGAUGAACAGUAUCAGCAGCUUCAUUGACCUUGCUGCACAGGGAAUGAUCGGCACCAAAGCCGGCUUCUCCGAGACUCUAGAUGCGCAGUUGAGCAAGAUCUGGCAGAAUACUGGUGUCGCUAUGAAGCGAGUCGCCUUGGAAGGUAGACGAAAGGAGGACAAAGAUUUCAACAUGUCCGAAGAUGAGUACCUGGAGGCUCAUCCCGAGGUGAGACCUGUCGUUGUGAUUGACAAUUUCCUCUAUGACGAGGAUGACAGUGUCGUGCUCGACAAACUUACCGAAUGGGCGGCUGGUCUGACAUCCGCAAAUAUCGCCCAUGUCAUCUUCUUGACGACUGAUGCCUCGUUUGCAAAGCCAUUGAGCAAAGCCAUGCCUAACCAAGUGUUCCGCACAAUUGCCUUAGGUGACUGCUCGCUCGAAGUUGGUCGUCGUUUCGUGUUGAGUCAUCUGGAUGCCGAGGCAGACGAUAGUGACGAUGAACAGAAUGCAAGGCGCAAAGAGACGCUUCGUGGCUUGGAUGCUUGUAUCAAAGUGCUGGGAGGUCGAGUUACUGACUUGGAGUUCAUGGCUCAUCGAAUUGAGGCCGGAGAGACACCUGAAGCUGCCGUGGACCGUAUCAUUGAACAGUCGGCGUCUGAAAUCCUGAAGCUCUUCAUCCUCGGAACAGAGUCAAUUACACUCCAGUGGUCCCGUGAGCAGGCGUGGCAUCUGAUCAAGUCUAUCGCCCACUCCAAGGAUGGAAACCUGUUGUACAACAAAGUCCUCCUCGACGAUGUAUUCAAGGACAACGGCGAGGUCACUCUCCGGGCACUAGAGCAAGCAGAGCUUGUCUCCAUCGGGACUGACAAAGGAUUCCCACGAUACGUCAAACCGGGCAAACCCGUGUAUCGCGCGGCUUUCCAACGUCUGGUUGCGAACAAGACCCUGCAGGGCCGCCUUGACUUGUUAAUCCUCUCACAGCUCAUUAACAACGAGAAUUCAAGUAUCACGAAGUAUGAACAGGAGCUGCAGGUCCUUGGCUCACUGCCAAAGUACCCCUGGGAGCUAACGUCGCGGAUCGAGUGGCUUCUGCGCAAAGUUCACGGAUCGCAAUCGAAGAUUCUCAAGUAUGAGAGUGAAAGUGCUGCCUUGUCAAAGUCUUUGCAGAAGGAAUAUUAA